Ambispora leptoticha is the source of this 1598-nucleotide messenger RNA. Lineage: Eukaryota; Fungi; Glomeromycota; Glomeromycetes; Archaeosporales; Ambisporaceae. The record is from the annotation of a GenBank genome assembly.
AUGCCAAGACCUACGAAUUCAGCAACAGCUGAAUUUAGUAAUAAAUCACGCGGAGUGAUAAAAGAGAGAUUGAUCGAAGGUAGACGAUAUCAUAGCGCACUGAAUGCCUCGAUACAAUUUGAUCCUACCAAAACCGUAUCUUCAUCUGACACAACAUCGGAUAUUGCGAAUAAUAUUGCGUUGAAGUUACAAGAGUACAAUCAAGAAACAAAUGGAACCAUGCCAUAUCCUUAUACAUUCUUUUUAACGAAUGAAAAUGCUCUCAAGGAUACACUAAAUUUUGAGCGUGAAUUUGGUGUUUUAUCGAUGCGAAACUUCAAAGGAAAGAUUGUACAGAAGGAAACUAGUAGAUAUACUGCACAGUCCGACUCAAUAAUUCCUUUUUCCGAGUUCAAAGCACGGUCUGACUCAAUAAUUCCUUUCUCCGAGUUCAAAGACACCGUUGAAGGUCCAAUUAAAUUAUCUGAUCUAAUGAACUUUAAGAGUAAAGAAAAAUCUGGAUUAUCACGGAAUUCAGAAAAUUUAUCGAAACUAUCAAAUAUAGCUACUGGCACGUUGUUCAGAAAUUCGCAAAAUUCAUUCGAUAAUUUAAAUGAAACUACAAGCAAUAUUGCCGGAAAUUCAUUAUGUGAAUUUGAGAAAUCGAAUUUCCUCGAAAAAUCUGACAAAGCACCUCCAAAGAUUAAUAGAAACUAUCCUAUUAAUCGUACUAAUCGUAAUACCGCGAAACGUGGUAGACCUUUUUCUGGGAAAAAAUCUUUUUCGAGAAUAACUCGAGGUAAUAUUUCAAAACAAAAUAACGCAGCUACUACGAGAUCAUUGAAAAACUUGAGCGGAAUUAAGAAAGGAGAGAUUUCUUUUGGCCACAGCCCACCAAAAACAUCAAACGAAGCUUCACAAGUCCUCUUUUCUUCCUUCUCUAAUAUGGAAAAACAAAAAGUAGAACCUGUUGUCGAAAUAUUUGUCAGGAAUUCUCAAAAGAGAUUAAAAAAAGAUUCUGAACAGAAAUCAAAUAGUUUCGAAAAUGACAUCAUCAAUCUCACAAUCCAGUCUGAUGACGAUGACGUUUUUAUGAUAGAAUCUUCAACUGCACAGCAAAAAACAAAUUCAGACAAAACACAAAAAACUAUUCAAAUCGAAUCGAAUAACCCUACCAGUUCGUCAAGAAAAUCCAGCGCAUCACAAUUUCCAGUAAGAAGAACACGAUCAAAUACAAAAAUAAUACAAUCCACGCGAGCUAUCGUAAGCUCUUUUCCCCUAUCGAAAAAAAUGCAACGUAAAUCCCUCUUUAUGAAGCCGGCCAACAUGGAAUCUACGGAUCUUAUUGACUAUUUUAAUUUUCCUGUAAAGGAUGAAUUAGCCUUUUCGCAGUAUUUUGAAAAAUCUGAUAUUAGUAGACGCAGACUAUCAGGUGAAGGAUUCAACCAUUACUUACCAACACAUGACACGAAGGCACCAAAGGAUCAAAGUAUUAAUCCAUAUAAGAAGAAAUCAUUCAAUAAAGAAAACACACGAGUUACCGAGCCAAUUGAUCUUCAAAAUAUGCAUCAAGUUAUUGUGUUAAUUGAGGAAAAUCCUAAUAUAUUAAAUUUAUUCAA